Messenger RNA from Spinacia oleracea (spinach), 1308 nucleotides. RefSeq names its product protein RRP6-like 1. The transcript has a single exon. Gene Ontology annotation, molecular function: nucleotide binding; 3'-5'-RNA exonuclease activity; single-stranded RNA binding. Lineage: Eukaryota; Viridiplantae; Streptophyta; Magnoliopsida; Caryophyllales; Amaranthaceae. Gene Ontology annotation, biological process: nuclear polyadenylation-dependent CUT catabolic process; histone mRNA catabolic process; nuclear polyadenylation-dependent snoRNA catabolic process. The coding region runs from base 1 to 1308 and encodes 435 amino acids. Gene Ontology annotation, cellular component: nuclear exosome (RNase complex); nucleolus. The record is from RefSeq and is a predicted model, not a curated record.
AUGGCAGUUCCGUUUCAUGUUCCUUCAUUACCUAAACCUCAAACAAAAUACAAUUUCCAGGUCGAUAACUCGAAUACUAGUCCCUAUCUUCAUCCACGACUCCCUAAAUUCGGAUCAACACUCAUACACCCAGCAAUGCGUUUCAAUCCCCUCGAUUUCGCUCACUUUCAAUUGAAUGUUACUAAACCUAAUCAAAUAGAUUCCACCCCUUUUAAACUAGUUGAAAAUAUCAGUGAUUUGAACUACAUGGCUACGAAGUUAUCUGAGGCCGAUGAAUUUGCGGUCGAUUUAGAGCAUAAUUCUUACCGUUCCUUCCAAGGCAUGACUUGCCUGAUGCAAAUUUCUACCAGAGAAGAAGAUUUUGUGGUCGAUACACUCAAGUUACGUGAUAACAUUGGUGAUUAUCUGAGGCAAGUGUUUCAAGAUCCAAAUAAGAGGAAGGUUAUGCACGGUGCAAGCAAUGAUAUAUUGUGGCUUCAAAGAGAUUUCGAUAUUUACGUCUGCAAUUUGUUCGAUACUAUGCAAGCGUCAAAAGUUUUGGGAUUGGAAAGAAAUUCACUUGAAUUCUUAUUGAAACACUAUUGCGGUGUAAUUGCCAACAAAAAAUAUCAGACGUCCGAUUGGAGAAUGCGACCCCUACCCUGUGAUAUGGUCCGGUACGCGAGAGAAGAUACGCACUACUUGCUCUACAUUCAUGAUGUGAUGAAAAACACACUCGUUCACGAGUAUGGCGGUGAUUUCUUGGCUGAAGUUUAUAGAAAAAGUUACGAGGUUUGUGUUCAGUUGUACAAAAAAGAAGUCUUCAGUAACACAACAUCAUAUCUAUACCUACAUGGACUACCAGAAGCUAAUCUGAAUGCUACACAACUCUUUGUCCUCUCGGCUCUCUUUGAAUGGCGUGAUACAGUAGCAAGACAAGACGAUGAAAGUACCGGUUAUGUUCUCCCCAAUAAGCAACUCCUCGAAAUUGCUAAAAGACUACCAGAAAAGAAGGAAGAUUUGUUGGAGAUUGUGGGAUACAAUAAACCUUAUGUUUUAAAGAAUGCUGAUUCAAUGGUCAAGUCUAUUCAAGCGUUGAUCCGUAACGAGGCUACCAUUGCCAAGUUUGAAGGGGUGUCACAACUGUUGAAACAAAGGAUGCAUGUAUCAGAUAUUGCAACACACGUUCAACAAGCGGAAAGAUAUGACAAUGAAGCAGGGAGAUUGGGGAUGAUGUAUUACAGUAAUCCAAGGUGUUAUCCCAAUUUUCGUGUUAUCAAUCCAGCUUAUAUACAAUUUGUUACUAUGGUUCCAAGUAUAUGUCAUUGA